Phycomyces blakesleeanus NRRL 1555(-) is the source of this 327-nucleotide messenger RNA. RefSeq lists its product as hypothetical. The record is from RefSeq and is a predicted model, not a curated record. Lineage: Eukaryota; Fungi; Mucoromycota; Mucoromycetes; Mucorales; Phycomycetaceae. The coding region runs from base 1 to 327 and encodes 108 amino acids. The transcript is spliced from 4 exons.
AUGUAUUAUAAGAAGAAAGAGAAUGGGUCCCACAUAGUUACAGCACAGACAUCUGUUAUAGUCGCACCAAGCUAUACAUUUUGGAUUGAUGAGUCUUCAAAAAUCUUUGUUACCGAUUCGUCCGCUGAAUACAACUUCUUUAAAGAGUUUAUUUUCGGAGUGUCCAAGAGUAUGCUGUCCAACCUAAUGACUCGUACAAAGAUUAGGCCCCGCUUUGUUGCAGUAACGGUUUCCCUAUUCUAUUUUGUGGUGGAGCCAAGUGAUAGUGAUAGUCAAUCUAUGCAAUUUUCAUGUAAAUCAGAACAAACUUUUAUGAAUCUACAGUAA